Paramecium sonneborni is the source of this 175-nucleotide messenger RNA. The record is from the annotation of a GenBank genome assembly. Lineage: Eukaryota; Ciliophora; Oligohymenophorea; Peniculida; Parameciidae.
AUGGGGGAGAAUAUAAAGGUAUUUAAUUUUUAAUUAAUAGUAUAAUUUAGCUCUCCAAGACUUAUCAAAACUAAUUUCUUCAUUAAUCCAGAAUAUUUUUUUGAUAAAAAUAUUAUCUAAAUAACAAAAGUAGAGUAAUAUUUAAAGGUAUCAAAUAAUAAUUAUGAUUUUGUGA